AAAGGCCAUACAUGAGAAAUACAAUCCAUUCCAUAACACGGAUAAAUUGAAAGAAAAAAAUUGAAAAAAAAAAAGAGGCAGGAAAUCGCCGCAACUCUUUCCUUCAUACUCGAAGAAUCACCGACUUAUCGCUGUAUAAAUACGAAAUAAGACGAAAGUUGGAGACUUUCCGAUUGUACUUUGUUGCAGCUGCUCAUCCAAGCUCUGUCCAUAAAGCACCCGCCGGUUUUGGUUAAUUAUGAGGUCUUCAGUUAAACGUCCACCAACUCCAGAUGCAGAAGAAGAGGAGCAAGAUCGAGAACCUACUCUUCAAGAAAUUAUUAAUAUCAAGCUAGUAGAGAGUGGAGAAAAAGAAAGAUUGAAGGAGCUUUUGAGGGAAAGGCUUGUAGAAUGUGGUUGGAAGGAUGAAAUGAAAACUCUUUGCAGGGCUUUUGCAAGGAAGAGAGGAAGGAAUAAUGUAACUGUGGAUGAUCUUGUUCACGUCAUAACCCCAAAGGGAAGAGGCAACUACUGUGUCCUUUGUUUAAGGAACCUCCACUGGACUGUGCUUGGGCAUGAGAUAUUUAAAGGACCCAAUUUGACCCUGGCAGUAGUACAAAUAUCUAAUCCAUCUGCUGCAACUCUCUAGGUCAAAGAUUAAAAGUGAGACUGGUGGGAUGAUGGUAAUUAUUGUUGUGGUUAUUGUCCUCCUUCAGUGCUGAUAAGGAUGGGGAUGCUAUGAGAGUUGCAAUGUUGUGCAUUGCGUGGGAUAGAGAGAAGGAGGAUGAGGAUAGAAUGGUUCCUGCUAGCUCCCUAAAACUACUGUAAUAAUCAGCAGGGCACGUGUCUGCAUGAAUGCAAUGUUCUCAAUUUUAUGAAGAACUAAAUGCGAGAUCUACAUUUUAACUCUUUCUUCCAAUGUAAUGAUUUUUCUUUUUUGUCUUUUUUAA
Messenger RNA from Coffea arabica (coffee), 929 nucleotides. Its product is annotated as transcription and mRNA export factor ENY2-like. The record is from RefSeq and is a predicted model, not a curated record. NCBI's taxonomy places the organism in Eukaryota, Viridiplantae, Streptophyta, Magnoliopsida, Gentianales, Rubiaceae. Gene Ontology annotation, cellular component: SAGA complex; nuclear pore. Gene Ontology annotation, molecular function: transcription coactivator activity. Gene Ontology annotation, biological process: mRNA export from nucleus; positive regulation of DNA-templated transcription.